GCACCUCGAGAUGAUCCAAAAGCACGUUAUGUUGAAUAUUCACUCACAGCGUCAUCUAAUGCUUUCUCUGUUGCUCCCCAAUAGACUGAUCAUGUUAUCGUCAGCAUCCAUUUCCCAUGAGCAAUCUUCGCUCUGUACAUCUCACAGAAUUUACUACCCUUGAAAAGAUCUUUGACCUCCUCAAAGAAGCGUUGUAUCUGACUAAAAUCAUCGCGACUCGCGCACGUUGUACCUGUGGCUGGGUUCUCGAAGACGACAGCGCGCCAGGCAUACCCAUUGUUCACACUUUUUUGCGCGAAAUCGAGUUUCGUCGCGUUCGCAACAUCGGCGAUCUCCUGCUUUUAUUUAUCCUUCCCAAUCUUGGGUCAUUUGCAUCCGAUGACUUCUUCGAGUUUGAGGAUUCCGAAUCCAUCCGUGGGGUAUCUGCCUGCUUUGCGGGCCAGUUUGAUGAUCCUUAUUAUGAAGAAGUGCCCUUUGGAGAACUUGUUGCUCGUAAUCUUUGUGCGGAUAUCGGUCUCUUACCCUAUCUCCGCAGUCUCGGUCUCUAUGCCACCACCUAUCCUGAGGAUGAUAUUUAUGAUAAGGGGACUGGCAACAUCUUUGCAGACGUGAUUACUUCUAGAUGAAGCUUGAGCACCUACGCGUUGAAGUUUACUACCUGGGUCUUGAUUCUUCUGUCGUUGAAAGAUUCGAAUCGUUCAAGCGUCCGCGUCAGGGCUUGGACAUUAGCUGGGUUGCAUGGGAAUAAUUGCAAAUGCAGGGUUCAGAAAGUUGAGACGACAGCAGAUCUGACAGGAAGACAUUGUUUUAUCUUCUAUCGGUGACUUGAAUUAUUAAUGUUACAUGGCGUUGUUGAAGCUUGCCAAUAUGUCGAUUAUUUAAUAUCUAGAUAAAAGUACUCGCAUCUUUACGUUACACAAUUGGCAUUAUUGGAGGCACGCUUGCUGAUUGAUUGGUUGCUCCUUCUCUAUAGAUACAACAUUCGUGUAAGUCGCUUAUCGGCCAUUCUCUGCUCACUGUGUAGUAGUCGAAAGACUCAUUGAUCGAGUUUACGAACGAGUUAAGAAUAGUCUGUGCGCCACGCGAGUUUCC
Molecule: messenger RNA, 1092 nt
Organism: Desarmillaria tabescens
Lineage: Eukaryota; Fungi; Basidiomycota; Agaricomycetes; Agaricales; Physalacriaceae
Exons: 1
Coding region: 117-626 (169 amino acids)
Source: RefSeq, a predicted model, not a curated record